ACCUAUUACCUAGAUUCACUAGCACCAGUUUAAACCAUUACUUGACCAUUUACUAGAGCUACGGAGGUACUUCGUCUACUUGGACGUAUUCCUGUACAGCAUCACAAACAGCAGGGAGUCCUGCUGUCAACGGCGAUGACGAGCGUCACGGAGCUCCCGGGGCCCCUCGCCAGGAUGGGGCAAAAAGCGGACCACUCCUCCGGGCAAGAACUUCGUGCUCGCCGGAGGUCCUGGGUCGCGAGAGCCGCCUUGUAUGUGGUACUGCCCUUAUUCUUGUUCGCCUGGUUCGUCCGAUCGGCUGGCUAUUCCACAUGCUUCGGUCACGGGCUUCCCUUCUCCUCGACCAAACACAGAAGCAUCGAGGCGCGCGUCAAGCGUAUCCUGCGCCAUAACCCCUUGAUAGAUGGUCACAAUGACCUGGCCAUCUGGAUCAGGGCGUAUUACAACAACCACAUCUACAAUGAGACCUUCAGCAAGCCCUUCGCGGAAGGUGGCCUGGGCGGUCAUAUCGACAUCCCCCGUCUUAGGGCUGGCUUGAACGGCGGCGCCUUCUGGAGCGCCUUCUGGCCCUGUCCAGCAAACGGAUCCGACUAUACCGAUGAGAAUUACCAUCGCACUGUCCAACAAACCCUCAACCAGAUCGACCUCCUCACCCGCCUGCAGCAAGCCCACUCCGACCUCUUCUUGCCGCCGACUCUCACCAGUCGCCAAGCCCUCCACCGCUUCCGCCACAGCCACGGCCGCCGGCUCAUCUCGCCGCUCGCCAUCGAGGGCUUGCACCAGAUCGGCAACUCGGCCGGCGUGCUCCGCCAGCUGCACGCCCUGGGCGUCCGCUACGCGACCCUGACCCACAACUGCGGCAACCGCUUCGCCGACGCCGCGCUGUGGGAGCACCCGGCGCCGCGCAAGGCGCCCCCCGUCUGGGGCGGCGUCAGCCCCGCCGGGCGGGCGCUGGUGCGCGAGAUGAACCGCCUGGGCGUCAUCGUGGACCUCUCGCACACCAGCGCCGACACCAUGCGCGACGUCCUCGGCGGCGGCCGCGACGGCUGGGAGGGCAGCCUCGCCCCGCCCAUCUUCAGCCACUCGAGCGCCUACGCGCUCUGCCCGCACCCCCGCAACGUGCCCGACGACGUGCUCGACCUCGUCGGGCGGAGGAACGGCGUCGUCAUGGUCAACUUCAACCCGGGCUUCAUCUCGUGCGUCGAGGCGCCCCACCGGGACGACGGCCUGCCGGACUUUUACCCCCAGAACUCCACGCUGCAGCAGGUCGUCAGGCAUAUCCUGCACAUCGGCCGGAGGAUCGGGUUCGACCACGUCGGGCUCGGCAGCGACUUUGACGGGAUCACCGAGGUGCCCGAAGGGUUGGAGGACGUGUCCAAGUUCCCGGCCCUGGUGGCCGAGCUGCUGAGGCAGGGAGUGAGCGACAAGGACGCCGCCAACAUCGUCGGCGGUAACGUCCUUCGCGUCUGGAGGGAUGUCGAGGCUGUCGCCGAGAAGUUGCAGAGGGCCGGCGAGCCUCCACUGGAAGACGACUUACCCAGGCGCAUCGCAGCGUUCGACGGUGUAGAUGGAGAGAACUUUGAAGAUGCGACGGCGUUUGCAGCCCAACAGAGGGAAGGGGAGGGGGGACGGGGGAAAAAGUCAACCGAGAGCUCUUUCUUUUAGCCCUGUGUGAUAUUCGAGAGCUCUUUCUUUUAGCCCUGUGUGAUAUUCCGUAGUGCCGUAGUGUACAUACAUAGAAACACACGCCGGUGUGCGCCUUUGCUCAACCGGGGAUGACCACCCAUCAUAUCUAUCCGCCCCGAAAAGAGAUUACCCGCGAAAACAUCCGCCGG
This is a messenger RNA of Thermothelomyces thermophilus ATCC 42464, 1835 nucleotides long. RefSeq lists its product as uncharacterized. Gene Ontology annotation, biological process: proteolysis. Lineage: Eukaryota; Fungi; Ascomycota; Sordariomycetes; Sordariales; Chaetomiaceae. Gene Ontology annotation, molecular function: metallodipeptidase activity. The transcript is spliced from 3 exons. The coding region runs from base 136 to 1665 and encodes 509 amino acids. The record is from RefSeq and is a predicted model, not a curated record.